GCGAACGAAGAGGCGAGGUCUUCAGCUAUUGGUCGAUCAUCGGUUCUGCACUGGCUUAGCAGCCCGCCUCGCGAUAUAACAGCGCGAAGCUCUUCACCGAAAUGUAUGAAACUAAAAUGUGUGUUAAGAACAAACGUUGAAAGGAAGGAAAAAAAUCUACGUCGUUGCGUUUUUUAAAAAUAACCAAAAAAGUCAUCCCGAUAUUUGUAAAUAUAGAAACUUUAUUUGUGUGGGAACUGAACAUAUAUAAAUACUGUGACGAGAAGUGGACGUUUCACUACUAACCUGAAACACUGAGCUAACUUCCAUUUAGAGUUUGUGGAUACACUGUAAAGUUUUGAUGAUAAACAACAAAAACUGAUAUAGAGUUUCGGACAUCUACAACAAUAAUAAUAAUACGUUAGAGGUAAAACAUACAAUUGAUUGUGCGGUUUUACCUUUCUUCUGGAUAUCGACCAUACAAAAAAAAUUAAAGGCUGUUACAAGUUUAACCAAGGCAAGUGUCAAGUUCGGAUUACUUCCAUAAUUGCUAGGUUCUUGCUUUGGAAUAAUUUUUAAAAAGCUGAAUUCAGUUGUGUGGAUUACUUAUAAUUAUUUUCACUUGUGAACUUUUGUGAUCAUUGAAUUACCGAAGAAAAAAUAUCGUACACAUCAUUUAUGAUCAGUUCACAGCAGGGCCUUCUUCCGAAAGCGACCUUUUAAUAUAUUUUUGUUACCCUUAUUUUGUUUCUUUGCGUUCAGAUGCCUUGCCUAGAAGCCCAUAUUAUGUCCAACUCAGACCUUGGAGAUUACUGCUGCCCAGACAGGCUUCGGGAUGAAAUAAGCAAGAAUGCCAAAAAUGUACUGAUUAUCGACUGCCGGUCCCAGUCUGACUAUUCACGUUCGUACGUCAGAGGGGCCAUCAACAUCACACUGCCGUCUCUGAUGCUCAAACGGUUAAAACGUGGAAACCUCAACAUUUCUUCUGUUAUUCAAAACAACGAGGCGAAGGAGCGGUUCUCGAAAUAUUCGAAAACGGCCACAAUAAUCUUGUACGAUGAUUGCUCUACGGAUCUAAACGCCAACCCAUCGUCCGUCAUAAACCUGUUGGUGAAAAAAUUGAGGCAAGAUGGCUGCCGGGCGUCCUUCCUACUAGGUAAGCUCAAUCGAAAUUACGAUUACUUGUUGAUGUUUAUUUUGAUUGUGAGUGAUUUUUAUGACCCUCGGUUAAAAAUUUAGCCUUCUUUAUUUAUAAUUAGUUUAGAAAUAAUUUCGUAGGCCUAAAUUAUUAAAUUAAGAGGGUUUAUCUGUAGGCUUCACCUAUAACCUGAUGAUGCCGAUGAGUAUAUGAAUAUGAAAUAUGCCUUAACUUACUAACUAUGACCAUGGAUAAUAAUAAUGUAGUAGGCCUAUAUAUAAUAAUAUAGAAGACUAAUAUUUAUUCAUUGCGUUUUAUGAUGUUCAAUUAGAUGACUAAAUAAACAUUUUUCAUCGAGCUACCUUAAAUUAAAAUUUUGUCAUUAAAAGUCAACCUGAAUGAAUAAAAGAAAAGGCCAACUGCAAGCUUGCUUUUUUUGUUUUUUGUGCUUGAGUUAAUUAUUAAUAUGAGAACAAUUUUUCAUUUCCACAGGUGGUUUCUCCACAUUUGAGGAGAGAUUCCCUGAGUACUGCCAACACCAGGAGCACGACACCAACAUCAUGGGUCUGUGCAACCUCAGGAUAUCAGAAGAGCCAUCCUUCGGUGACGGUGACACCCAUUCCACAUGCAGCACAGCCAGCCCCAUUUCAUGCCCUUUCCCCGUCCCGGUCCUCCCCUACCUCUACCUCGGCAGCGCCAAGAACUCUGCUGAUCUGUCCCAGCUUAAAAAGUAUGGGAUCACCUACAUCCUCAAUGUCACCACAAAUGUGCCCAACAUGUUCGAGAAUGAGAAGAACUUCAAGUACCUACAGAUACCCAUCUCUGACCACUGGUCUCAGAAUUUAUCAUCGUUCUUCCCGCAGGCGAUAACAUUUAUUGGUGAGUAGACCCCACUUCCUGAAAAUAGAUAAUUGAGCCUAAGAUUUUAAGAAAUGGAAAGCCUCUAUUUUAUAGUUUCACAUGUAAUCCCUGCCCCAAACAUUUCAAAGGUCCGAUCUUUGUUUAUUGGUUCUUUUCCAUCAAUCUAAUCAUAAAUAUGUCAGUGGGCCUUUUAGUGCUACAUCUUCAUAUUGCUAUCACAAUGCUAAUAAUUGCUACUGAUGCUUUAUUGUAAAAAAAUAUUUGACAAGUUGUGAUCUGUCUUAGUUACUUUUACGUAUGAAAAAAAAAAUAUUUUGAGUAUCUGUAUGCUUCAGCAGCCUGUUAUUAUAGUUUUUCAAAAAGCAAAAAUUGCAGAAAUUCCCUGGUCUAAUUUAAAAUCUUUUUUAAACAAGAUGAACCUGCUUCAGCACAAGCCGUUAAAUGGGUGUAUGUAAAUAAAAGACUUAAAUAUUUAAAGGACAUACAUAUAGAAAGGGCUUUUCUUUUGUGCCAAAAUGAAGUAAAAUUCAAAGAUAGUUCUAAUAUUAGUAAAGUGGAAGAGAGGGUUGAAGCUAGGAAAUGUAAACGCAGCCUCUCCAGUGCCUAGAGCUGAGGAGAUCUGAUAGGAUUGAUAAGUUGUCUGGAGCCAAGAGUGGGGAAGAUAAUGAGGUUUAUAUUCAAGGAGGGUUAAGCGUGGCAGUGCUAUCAUUGUGUCUCUAGGCUGGUGUGUGUUUCUCUUUAAUUUAAAAUUUAAAAAAAAUACAUUACAUCUUAAAUCUAAAGGAAUAGGUUUGUUUAUUCUGUUAUGAGAGAAAGGGUCAGAUGAGGGUGAAACUAGAAUGUCUUCACUGGGCAUUUUUUUUUAACUGAGCUGUGUGUGUGGUUUGGGGGGGGGGUAUUUCUUGGUGUACUAGUUAAAGACAGUUAAUACUCAUUUGUUAUGAUUUAAUAGUCACAAUUGUUUGAUAAAGGUUCUAGUUAAAUUGUUACACAAUUACUACAUACGCCAGUGUUGGUCACUUGUCACAAAAUCAAUUUAAAGAAAUAAUGAAGUUCUAUUCAUCACAUAUAAUAAUAAUAAUAAUAAAGUUCAUUUCAAAAACUGUCAUAGUGGACACAGGAAGAAAUGUAAUAUGUUUAUAAUGUUAUCGCGAAGCAUUUUAGCCACUGGGCCAAAGAGAUAAACUCAGUAGUAGUGAUCUGGCCCAUUUUAAUUCUUUACUUAGGUUAUUUUUCCAGCUUUUUUGGGUUGGAAGGAGAGUGGGGGAGAAUUUAUUAAAACAGCAUCCAAGAAACUACAAUAUACUUCGUGGGGGGAGGGGGCAGGGGUAUUUUUAUAGAAUGUAGUAACGUGUUCCGGAGGUACCAGAAAUAAUUUCAGACUAAGGGAAGGCAGUGAGCCAGGCGCUAGAGGAAUUGGUUUUGUAGAUACUUAGAUAGCGGACGUCACAUCCGGUCUUACUUAAGUGGAUUAGGCAUUGCUUUUUUCUUUUGUUUGUUUUUUUUGGGGUUAAAGUUAGGCUUUUGAUGUACGUUUGCUGUGGAGGAUAAUAUUAUUGUUUUAUUUUUUGCUUCCCCAUCAGUUUCCCUACAUUUUAUUAGCAUGGGUGAACUCGUAUGUUCUUUAAAAAUAUAUAUAUAAAAAAAAUAUUAAAAAAUAUAUAUUACACCCAACAAUUCAAUAGCGCGGACAUAACUUAAAUAUAAGUAUACUAUAUAAAUAUAAUAUUUAGUUGCAGGCCCUUAGGUUUUGUGUAAGUACGAAAAGGUAAAGCAAUAGUUUUACUGAUAAGGAAACUUUAAGAAAGCUCAAUAAUACUAGAUACCCCUUUUAUAGGGUACAAACCUUUAUAUAUAACGAUUAGCUGGCGUGUGUGUGUACUAUGGUUGGGUGAGGGGAAAUACAAUAAAUGCAUGGGUUGUGAAGAGCAGAAUCUUCUUGUGAUGUUUUCAUGACCUUUCACUUUGACCCGUGACAUUUCACUUGUGAGGACUGGGGGAGGAUGGUUCAGGAGCGGGGGGGGGGGGGGGGUGGGUGGGGGGGGGGGGGGGGGGGGGGCGGUUCAGAGCGUUGAAUGAAAUUUGACACCCCUUUGACGCCCUUCUUGUACACUGCUUUACUCAACUGUUAAGCCUUUGUUGUGCAAGGUGUCAUUAGUAGAACUGCUAAGCCAACGCUUAAUUGUUUCAAGCUUAGUGCUCGUGUAAUCCAAAGUAGUGGAUGCUUUCAUCCUUAGAUUGUCGGCCACCUUGCAUAAUUUAUUUUUAUAUGGGUGUGUUUUUCUCGGUAGAUAAAAAUGUGAAACACGUUUUUGUUUCAAACUUGAAAAUGUCGAACCCCAACUGAGACCGUUAGAAAACGUGUCUGGAAGUGACACCUCAGGGUGCCUUCGCACUAGUUGUCGCACUAAUUGUCCACUACAAAGUUGUAAAGAUAAUACUUAGCACCGUUUUAUCCCCACCGGGAGUACCCAUCGUCAGCGUCGGGCCCACACAGCUAGAGAUCACGCUACGAACUUGUGACAGGAAGGCCAUUCAGCCCCCCGUCAGAGCAGACUUGCGUGUAAUACACGGUUAAAAUGCCACUGGGUGGUGGUCUGGGGAAAAUCAUGGUAAGGGGGGGGGGGACAUGACGCCCGAUAUAGGGAGGCGAUAGUUAAAACGUACGAUUAAGUUCUUGAAAACUUAAACAGAAAUCGAAUUUCGUGACGUGCGCGCGAGGUGAGGUGAAGAACACCGUGGCAAAAAAUAGUCCGGUAAUCACAGAAAAGUAAACACACGUGAUCGAUCAGUUGAACUUUGGCCAGCAGAUUUUCGUGUAAUAGAACUUAAAAUAAUUUGCUCUCGGAUUAUUCAACUAAGUGUUUCUACUGAAGAAAUAGUUCACCUGAAGAAAUAGUUCACCUGAAGAAAUUGAAGAAAUAGUACACCUGAAGAAAUAGUACACCUGAUGUAUGGUGUGAUUUUAAAAAAAUGCAAUUUGACCGUGCUGUGUGGUAUUGAGAAUUUCUAAUAUGAACUAUUUUAAAAUUUACCCACCCCGCCCCUUUUUUUUCUUAUAUUAAAAUAAUUAUUCCUAACACUACCCCCCACCCCCCAACCACUGUUUCCUCCCACCUGUUUUGGGAGGUAAUUAAAUAAAGGAAUCAUGUUUCUUUUGGUGUUUGUAGCAUACGUUUUACAAAAAUUACCUGCUAUUUCUAGCCAUGGCUGCAGUAUCUAUAUCUAUUUAAUUAUUUUGCUGACGCCUUCCCCAUUCUUAUGUUCCUCAGAUGAGGCCAGAAAUAACCAGAAGGGAAUCCUGGUCCAUUGCCUGGCCGGCAUCAGCCGGUCUGUGACUGUCACUGUGGCCUACCUCAUGAGCCGUGAGAGCAUGACCCUGAACGAGGCCUACGAUCAUGUCAAAAAGUGCAAGCCCAACAUCUCCCCCAACUUUACGUUCAUGGGGCAGCUGCUGGACUUUGAGAAAGACUUGAACAGUAGUGAUAAGGCAAACGACUCUGGUGAUGAAAGCCUGACCAGCGACUGUGAGAAACUAAGUCCGACCAGCAGCAACUGCAGCCCUAUUUGAUCGAAAGUUGUUCUUUUUAUUUAAAAAAAAAAAAAAAACUAACUAAAAAAGUGUGACAGUACAUCGGGUACAUUAAGUCCAGUACAAUGUCUACUGCAAGCCCUUGUAGGAUUUUUUUCUUACACUCUGAACACUUGUCAAGACCAGGAAUUUAUUUGUGGAUUCCUUUCAAUUAUAGCAGCAAAGCGCAUAUUUGUUUAUUAUAAAAAAAAACAUGAUGUUUUUAUUUGUAAGAGGUACUUUUUGUUACUAUUUCUACUGUAAUUUUUUAAAACUUUUAAAUUUCAUUGUUGAAAAAGCAUUCAGUUGACAAAUCAAAAAUUUGCCUGUCAUAAUGCCUGAUAUGUCAGUGAUCAAUGCAUCACUGCAGUUCUUGUUGAUGUAACAUUUUCAUGAUUAUAGAUCAUUGUAUUACACCAGAGUGUGCCGGGUAGAAUCCUGCAAUCCAAGCUACAGACUCAAACUAGUUGGCCAGUUGUCAAUCUUGGCCAUCUAAGGUUGAGGCUUAUGAGGUCACAGGUGGUAAAAACACACUUAAACCCCCCAUUAGUGACCCUAAUUAGCCAUAGGUGGAACCAAUACACUUGACCACCCUAAGCAAACCCAUUGUUGGUUGCUAAAUCGGCUGCUACCAGCUGCACAGGGCUACAAGCACCACAGUAAGGUCAGUUCAUACAGCGUUUGCUAAGACACUGUUUGACCAUUCUCAGCCAGACAUCUUUAUGGCAUCGGGGGUUUCUCCCAUGCUGUUGUCUAUCCUCGAGUUAUCAAUUUGCUUAUCCACUUGUUAACCUGAGCCUAAUCAGCAUAAAGUAUCUGGUCUUCCAAAAGUUUUAUACUUAUAAAUAUAUACAUAUAUAUAUAUAUAUAUAUAUAAUUUUAGAUACAAUUUUGUAACUGUCUAUUACAUUUUCUUUAUAAGGCUUUUGUUGUCUACUCUCUAAUAAAACUUUACCAAAGACUUCACUGAUUGACAAAAACAAUUUUUAUAAUUAUCUUGAAUGCUUUGUUAAAAUAGUUUUUUUGAAGACUUCGACACAGACAUAGAUUUAACAAAUUGUAUUGUUGUAUAACUGCUCUCGUUUUUGUAUACCCCGAACCAAACCCCCUUUAAAAAAAACAACAACACAAAAUUAAACUUUUGUGAGCUUUUGCUGUUUUUUCAAGUCUUUCAAUGAGAUGGGUAGGGAUACGCUGUUGUUAUAUGAACAUGUUGUUUAUGCUGAAUAUGAUAGCCCACUCCUUCAGAAGGCAGCUCUUUGUUUUCCUUAGAAUGUUUUCAAUGGUGUAAGUUUCAGGCAUCAUGGCAUCUUUUUUAAAAAAAAAAACAAUAACAAAAAUGAACUAUAACAUUUCUAGUUUCAACUGAGAAUAAAUAAGAAAUUUUGGCACAGCUGUUGAGAUCAAACACAUUGUAUAUUAAAUCAGAAUUUGUUGAAGCCCAACACCACGUUAUGUAACAUACAUUAAAGAGCAUACGAACAAAAUCCAAAUGGAAAAAAAAUUACAACACAAUGUUUUACAAAUUUUUGCCACAUAAAUGUGCCAUGAGCUUAUGAUGUUAUUAUGUAAUUACAACAUUUGAAUAUUUUUUUAAAGUAUGUUUUAGAAGUGAAAUAACAUUGAUUUUGCUGUUGCUUGUAAACUUGUAUAUAUGAUACUAGUUGUUUGGAAGAGUUGAAGAAGUAUAUUUCUUACCAAAAUCCUGUGAUCGAGAUUGCCUUGUGUUAAAAACAUAUUCUUUACUUGCCACUUCUUGUUAGCCUGCUCUUUUACCGUGCAAACUGGCACAAUUUGUAAAGCAAACUGGAUUAUUCUGAUUUGGGGGUACAUCGGAAGGCACCUCCACCAACAUUGUACUUCUUCAAUCAAUAUCUGUAUAUAGUUAGUACGAAAAUUAUUGUUUCGAAGUAAUUAUUUAUUUGAAAGUCUUGGUAAAAUUAUUCAAGUUGAACAUGAUUGAAUUAUUUUUUUUGACUUUGAAGUCAGUCUGCAGGACCUGAAAAUUAUUUUCGGAAUUAACUUUGGUCUUUCUUAGAGCCCGUUUUUUUGUUUGUUUGUUUGUGUGUUUUACCAAAGAAAGGUGAAAAUGGGAUUGCUAUAAGAAUGCUCUUGUGUUAGAACAAUUGCUUGUGAUAAAGACGAGAAGCUUGUACACUUUGAUUACAUUGUUGCUACACACAUGCUCUUUAGGAGCUCAGUCCACUGCCAUAGUAGCAAUGUAAAUAUUUUCUUAUUUGAACCAUUUAUAUCAUCCAUGUUAUCCCCAGGUCCUUAAACACACCCCCCCCCUCCCCUCCCCUCUACACAUUAUUAUAGAUGUGAGGUUAUCACUUAACUAGAUCAAAAUAUCCCUCAGCAGAAUUGAUAACUUGUGACUAUUUUGUCUAGAAUAUUUCUAUUGGAUUGAAUUAUUAAUUUUUGUUUCUUUUACUGUUGUCGUUAUUAAAUCUUAAAAUUAGUUUAACAAAUUAUAUAUUUUGUUAUUUUUUUAUAAAUACUUGUUUUCAGACAAUGACAACACAUCAUUAGCAGAGAUUACUACAUUGAGCAUCAAUCUCCUGCAGCAUCAAAAUAUGCCAUGUAAAAUAAAAAAUAAAAAAAACACGCACAUUCAUAUUAAUUAAUAGAUCAACACAGAUGUUAACUCAUCAAUCAUUCAAGAAGCAGACACUUUUAAACACAUCGUACACAUACAAGGUGCAUGCUAGCUGACUACAAGCUGCAUGUUGACAAAGGAGUCCAAACUAUUCCUUUGAGUUCUAGUCGCCUGGAAACAGCUGUACUCUCAUUGUUGUUUGGUUUCCAUAGUUACAUGUAAUCCUCUUAGUUAGCUUAUUUUUUAUGACAAAUGUAUCAUCCAUAUUAUGUGUAUAACUAUAACAUGUUGAUAAAUUUUGGAUAUUUUUUUUUGAAAAAUUUAAAAUAAAAAAAAAACACGAAUUUUUCGUUGUAAUUUUUUUAAAAUUAUUUUAAUCCCGCCAAUCACAUAGCAGAUAGAUAAAUUAGGAAAUUUGUCAUUGUGUUAUAUAUUCUUAGUUUUUUAUACAUUUAUAACGUUUUUAGUGGUAGUCUUACUGGCUUUGUGUUACUAUAGAAUUGAUUGUUUUAUUAUGGUGGGGGCUGUUAUUUUGUCCAUCCCUUGAUGGGCUAACCCACCCUCACCUUGGUGGCUACUUCCCCCUUAGUUUCCCAGUUCCUUAGCUUAGCCAUCACCUCACCCUCAUGGUCAAUAACUCCCUGUCCCACCAACUCCCCACCCCACCCCCAUCUUAAAAUCAUCCAUGCAGCACACCUGUUAGUGACCAAAGAAGUAUUUGAAGUUUGUAUGAUCAGCAUCAAGGGCUUCCAUAGAAAGUUUCAGGGUGUUUGUUCUCUACACCUUAUUAAAGGGAAAUAAAUUAUUAAAGGGAAAUAAAUCAAGACUAUGUUUGUUAAUGAACAAUUUUUUUAUUUAUUUUUUUAAAAAUUCAUUAAAGUACCUGGGUAACCCAAAAUUUUGGUUUUAAAAUUCAUUAAAGUACCUGGGUAACCCAAAAUUUUGGUACAUCAAAAUGGUUAACUUUGUGGUAUGUUUAAAAAAACAUAUUUUUUUGUAUGUUGACACUUCUUGGUCCACUAAAUUUGCACUUGAUAAAAGUUGUAUCUCACUGUACAUAAGGUUUCAAUUAGCCAUGGUAUACCUCGUCCUUAAAUGAUGUCAUGUAUUACGAUGUUAUGUGAAAUGUUUAUGAAAAUAAUGUACUGCUUUAGUACUGAAGAUAUAAAAGAAUUUUAUUG
Messenger RNA from Lymnaea stagnalis (great pond snail), 9329 nucleotides. The record is from the annotation of a GenBank genome assembly. NCBI's taxonomy places the organism in Eukaryota, Metazoa, Mollusca, Gastropoda, Lymnaeidae.